Molecule: messenger RNA, 1715 nt
Organism: Pygocentrus nattereri (red-bellied piranha)
Lineage: Eukaryota; Metazoa; Chordata; Actinopteri; Characiformes; Serrasalmidae
Product: gastrula zinc finger protein XlCGF7.1-like
Exons: 2
Coding region: 143-910 (255 amino acids)
Biological process (GO): regulation of transcription by RNA polymerase II
Molecular function (GO): RNA polymerase II cis-regulatory region sequence-specific DNA binding; DNA-binding transcription factor activity, RNA polymerase II-specific
Source: RefSeq, a predicted model, not a curated record
GCAGAAGGUUGUGUUGUGGUCAGCUGUCCCCGCCUCCGCUCGUGGUGCUGCUGGAGGAUCAGAAAUAAGAGCUGAGCUGCUGAAGGACCCACUUUCCUAUGCUGCUUGAACAUACUUCUGUAAACACAUCAGGACGUUCCAUAUGGCCUCCAGAAGAAUCAUCGCUGGUACCCUCCACACAAACUCAUCUUACAGACGGACAAAGAAACGAAGCAAGAAGAGAACUCACAACUGCUCAGAGUGUGGAAGGGGUUUUGAUCGACAAAGUAAUCUCAAAAUACACCAGCGCAUUCAUGCAGGAGUUAAACCAUAUUACUGCUCAGAGUGUGGGAAGAGUUUUACUGUACAAAGUUCUCUCAAACAACAUCAACGCAUUCACACAGGAGAGAAGCCGUUUCACUGCUCAGGGUGUGGGAAGAGUUUUAAUCAACAGAUUCAUCUUCAACGACAUCAGCGCAUUCACACAGGAGAGAAGCCAUAUUACUGCUCAGAGUGUGGCAAGAGCUUUAAUCAACAGAUUCAUCUCCAACGACACCAGCGCAUUCACACAGGAGAGAAACCAUAUCACUGCUCAGAGUGUGGGAAGAGCUUUACUCAGCAGAGUUCUGUCCAGCAGCACCAGCGCAUCCAUACAGGAGAGAAACCAUAUUACUGCACAGAAUGUGGGAAGAGUUUUACUGUACAGAGCCAUCUCCUACAACACCAGCGCAUUCACACAGGAGUGAAGCCGUUUCACUGCUCAGAGUGUGGGAAGAGCUUUACCGUACAGAGCACUCUCCUAAAACACCAGCGCAUUCACACAGGAGAGAAGCCGUAUCACUGCUCAGAGUGUGGGAAAAGCUUCAGGCAUUCAAAUACUGUGAAGUCACACAAGUGCACUAUGAACAGUGGAGGAAAUGGGCAGCAGUGAGUGUAAACAUAACACCAUGUCAGGAGUCUGGAGGAGACUGCUUUUAGAGGGGGAACACCACAUUUUGUCGUUUUACUCUGUGUCUAAAGUACGUGCAUAAAAUACAUCAAAAUUUCCUGUGCUGAAGUCAAGACCUCAGCAUACUGUAUUAUUAUAAGUCUGGUCUGUGAGUAGCAGUUGCUCUACCCCAAUCCCAAAUGGACAGCAUCUACUUUUCUGCCACAUGUGUUGUAUCCAGACACCCUAUAGGUUAGUGCAACUUCUUGAUGCCCUCUUACUGGAUGCCUGAAUACCAGAGAAGAUGUGAGAAGCCGCUCAAAACACCUGCCGAAGCAUUUUGCAUCAGGGGAAACAUGCAAAGAUACCCAGGAUGCCUUUUACAGAUUUUAAAGUGGCGUUACUGCAUGCACAGCCAGACAGGACAGGCAAACACGACACAAUUCAACUGUACUUUAAAUUCUGUUUUGUUUGUUUGUUUACAUAUUCGCUUCUUUCUCUCUUCUCUCUGUCUGUGUUAAGCAAUAUAUACAUUUUAUUCAACUUUUUUUUAAUUCAAUUUUAUUGACCUAUUCACACAAAGCUGAAGUCGCUUCUUGUUUGAAUUUCCUUUUCCACUUUAAACAGUGCAGCAGUUACAUUCUGGCAACUUAGAACAGGAAAUUUCAAACAAGAAUCUGCCGAAUAAGAAACAAAUUCGGCCUCAUCCUUUUCACUGACAUUAACUUAUUGUAAAAAAUAGACAGGAAAUACUGCAGUAGUGCUGUCACUGUUUCCAAAUAAAGAAGAUAAAUCUAAAAACAAAGAA